AUGCGGUGGUCAAUUCUGUCCUCGUUAUUCUGGUUACUAGUCGCAUCUAGCGCCCAUUAUUUGGAAGAUGAUAACUAUGAUCCCUUUAACAAGACGCUUUGGCGUCGUGUUCGAGGUCCCGGAGGUGAUGGUGGUGGCCAACAGCCAACCGCCUCAGAACUUUUCUUGAUAGGAGACUCUUCUCUUCCAGCAAGCUGCGCCUCUCGGGUGGACGUCUUGGAUGAAUGGGUGAAUGAAGCAAACCUGCUUCACGAGGCAGCUAUGACAGUUUACAGCGGCUAUAAGACCAAAAAUGCAUAUGCGAUACUCAUGAACCAAUUCUUCGGCUUCGCCAUAACAAUAAAUCGUAACCCCAAUGGUCCAAACACAUAUUCAUUAACGCCCAGAAAUGGUGUCCCACAGAGAUACACAACUAUUGGUGAUCGCCUCGCACGAGUCUCACAAUUCCUUGCUGGAGCUGGCUUGCGUGAUCCCCCAGUACCCGGGGAAGCUCCUCGAGUUUUAUGCUCAGGCGACGCACACCAGCUGGUCGGUCCAGGCGAUAUCACCAGGGACAAGAAUGGAAACAGAGUUGUCACGGCCAGAGACCCCACCACAAAUGAGCCAACAGAAUACUUAUCAAUUCAAGAUGCUUUUAAAUAUGAGGAAGAGGCGAACUUCUUCUGGGUAAGCGCGUUUAAUGGCUACGCUCAACUUAAGAAGCUAUCUGCUGGCGAAACUGAGGCUUGUCCGAAGGACAACAUUCGCUACGCCGCAACCAAUCGUGGUGGUACCCUUUCAAAGAUCAUUGAACCAAGUUUUGAGUUUGGUAAAUGUAAUAGAAUGAUACUGUUUUGUCCAGCCUCCUUCGACGUCAAGCAAUGGGUGGCGGGAGAGCCGGGCAACGCGCACAACUUUCCAUCGCUCGCACAAGCCGUGACCAUCGAUAACUAUCCCUCUGCUACUGCGGGCAAGGGUGGUACGAAGACUCUUGAUGACUUGGGUUUGGAUAAUAUCCUGCCUAGGAGCGCCACCUUGUAUCACGAGCUGAUUCAUUUGACGGACAAUUACGACACAAAAGAUCCCUAUUACCAAUUGUCAGACAUUCUGAGAACCGCCAAGAAAGAAGAUACGAAGUCGGAACUAAUUAAAAACCCAGAGAGCUUUGUAUUUUUUGCCAUGGCAGCAUACAUGACCAUCAAUGCACCUGAGGGUGCUAGUCCUGUGACGUACAUGGGUGGUUUGCCGAUGAGAGUUAGUGAGAUUCCUUUCUAA
This is a messenger RNA of Trichoderma breve, 1254 nucleotides long. RefSeq lists its product as uncharacterized. The record is from RefSeq and is a predicted model, not a curated record. Gene Ontology annotation, molecular function: metallopeptidase activity. The transcript has 3 exons. Lineage: Eukaryota; Fungi; Ascomycota; Sordariomycetes; Hypocreales; Hypocreaceae. Bases 1 to 1254 code for a protein of 417 amino acids.